AUGUUUGCCCUGCAGAGCACCAACUGUGCGGGCGACCGCGUUCGCAUUUCGCUGUCUGGAGACGACAGUCUGAACGAUGCCCACGUGUACUGCGGCCAAGGGACGUUCACGUUGCUGUCUGACACCAACAAGCUCACCAUGGUGCUGGAGACCCUGUACACGUCCACCGGAGGGCGAUUCCUCUGUAACAUCACUGCCGUGCGAUCUAACACAUGCUUAUGUGGCAUGAAGAAGCAGUCGCGGAUCGUGGGCGGGCAGGAGACGGGAGUCAACGAGUUCCCGUUCAUGGCGGGGCUGGUGGACUCGUCGCUGAGGAAGGUGUAUUGCGGCGCCACCAUCAUCUCCAACCGCUACGCGCUCACGGCGGCGCACUGCACCGUCGGCCGCAACGUCGCGCAGGUGGGGCUGCUCGUCGGGGACCACGACGUCAGCGUCGUUAAUCGAAAAACCGUCAAAAGACAUUACUAUGAACUACCCACAGGCAGUGACACCAACGCGGCGGCGCUGUACAAGCUCCUGUACUUCAAGGUGCACCCGUACUACAACCAAGACCCCAAAGUGGAGAAGGACAACGACAUCGCGCUGGCGCGCGUGGACGGCGCCAUCAAGAUGAGCCGCGAGGUGAUGCCCGCCUGCCUGCCCUUCCGGUGGAGAGACUACGACUUCACCAGCGCCAAGGUGGAGGUGACGGGCUGGGGCACAACUGAGUUCGGCGGGGCCACGUCCAACGUGCUGCUGAAGGCGGAUCUCUACGUCCAGUCUCCUGCGCAGUGCUCCGCAGUCUUCGGCAACACCGUCAGCUACCGCCAGAUGUGCACCUACAACUACGGCAAGGACGCCUGCCAGUCGGACUCCGGGGGCCCGCUGUUCUGGCAGGACCCGUACACGGGGCGCACGCACGUGGUGGGCGUGGUGAGCCACGGCAUCGCCUGUGCCACCGACAGCCCGGGCGUCAACACGCGCGUCACCUACUACCUCGACUGGGUCGCCAACAUCGUCUCAGCUGACGACACGUACUGUAUAGUUUAACAUCUGCUAAAGGGCAUUGAAUUUAUCUAUCUCCAAGAAGACAUCUUCCUUUAUAACGGGGAGAAGACUGAAAAUAUUGUCUUGCCAGUGUAUGACUAUCUGACACACUUUCCUUUUGCCAUCUUGUAAAUAGACGCAGAGUACAAAAUCCACUUUCGGUGCCAGUUGUUACUUUUCAAUGUGUACGUUGUAAAUUUGUUAAUAAUAACAUAACAAUUCAGCAUAAUAUUUUUUUGAAAAAUCUGGAGAUUUAUUUUUUAUCCCUCUUUACUCAGAAUGUUUCUAAAUCAAUAACUUUUCGCAUUACCAUAAAUACCUACUUCAUAGUUUAUUGCAGAG
Molecule: messenger RNA, 1368 nt
Organism: Gryllus bimaculatus (two-spotted cricket)
Lineage: Eukaryota; Metazoa; Arthropoda; Insecta; Orthoptera; Gryllidae
Source: the annotation of a GenBank genome assembly